Molecule: messenger RNA, 8146 nt
Organism: Alosa sapidissima (American shad)
Lineage: Eukaryota; Metazoa; Chordata; Actinopteri; Clupeiformes; Clupeidae
Gene: tep1
Product: telomerase-associated protein 1
Exons: 55
Coding region: 143-7897 (2584 amino acids)
Biological process (GO): telomere maintenance via recombination
Cellular component (GO): telomerase holoenzyme complex
Molecular function (GO): telomerase activity; telomerase RNA binding; protein binding
Source: RefSeq, a predicted model, not a curated record
GUACAGGAAGGGUUUCCCAUGAUCUACCUGCACUGUCCAGUCUUUCUGCUGUAGCCUGUAGCCUAGGAAGCAACACAGCGACGCACAGGCUGAAGUAGAAAAUAAUAUCUAUUUCAGCUUGUUUGGACAAAGAAUUGGAGAUAUGAAGGCCCUUACUUUGCUUCAGUCAGGCUUGGACCUUGACCAGCACUCCAGGGCUAGCCUCCUCUCCAACUAUGCUCCAAGUCUGGAAAACCGAGUUCUAGCCCAGUCAAACACCACCCUGUCACACUCCCUUACCAAGUCUCCGUCAUGGAUGACCCAGACUCCCAGCCAGGGGCUGUCCUGCCUCUCCUUACAGCCGUCUAGCCUCUCCUCCACAGUGUCCACAUCUCCGCUGCUGUCCUCCAGCGCCUCUGUGGGUCUCUGUGGCCCCGCAUCCACCGGCCGCUCCUCCUCCUCUCACCUCCUCAGCACGGAGAACACUCUGCUGAAGAGAGACCCUCUACUCUCCCCUCUCUCCUCCCUCACACCCUCCAUCAGGAGUACUCUGUUGCCUCCCAGCAGUGACUCCUUUGCCCUACAGCUCCCCCGUCCUGCCCUUCUCACUGAAGAGAAUCAGAAACAGCCCAGCGAAGAUGAAAGGGAGAGAUGCUAUAGACCUGGCGAUAUCACCAGUCAGGCUUCUGAAUUUGGACACAUUGAAGAUGAGGACCCUGAGCAGUCCAUAGUGAUGCCUGUGGUUAAUUUGGAUCUGGCAGAGGAAGAGGAGGAGCAGAUCAUAGCUCCUGAUGAGGAGUUUACAGUGAGAAAAUACCAUGUUGACAGUCAGCUUGAGAACCUGAAGGAUAAAAAGUAUCAUCUGCUGAAUGCUGUGUGCGGUUCCCUGGUGAUGAAGACCUGCGCCCCGGGGGAAGGAGACUGGGAUGGCGAGGAGAAGGUUUGGAAGAGAGUCAUGAACCUCUCAGAAGACAUCUCCAAGAAGGACCCCGAGUUUCUCCUCAAGGUGGCAGUGUACACCAGACAGGAACUGAAUAUUCGCAUCACUGCCAACUUCCUGCUGGCACUGGCUGCCCACCUGCCCUCUACGAAGCCACAUGUACGCCGAUACUUCUGUGCCGCCAUACAGCUGCCUUCUGAUUGGCUGGAAGUGAUAAGAAUCUACUCGACUUGUUUCAGCAAGUCUCUGCCUUCUUGUUUGAAGAAAGGCCUCACUGAUAAAUUCAAGCAGUUCAGUGAAUAUCAGCUGGCAAAGUACAACACACGGAAACAUAGGUGUAAGCACAGCAAGAAACCAAAGCCCAAGGUGGUGUCGGAUGCACAGUGGACCAAGUGGGCAGCCCUGGUGGGGUCGGAGCCCCAGGCCCUGCAGAAAUAUUUACAGAAUGGUGCUCGUCAAGCGGUGGACAAGAAGCAAGACAAGUUCAGCCUGAAGAAAAUGAUCGAGCGCCUACACAUCAAAGAACCUGCUGAACAUGUCAUGGCUGUACUGGGGAAGAGGUACCCAGCAGACAUGCAGGCUUUCUCUCGUAGCGGCCUGAACGGGACCUGGCAGAAGGAGUUGUCAGGGAAACGCAUGAAGCUGAAGCAGCCGGACACCUGGGAUCGUUUGCUCAGUCAGGAGGGCAACAAGGCUGCCACUUGGGAGAAGCUGAUUGAUAGUAAAUCACUGCCUUUCAUGGCAAUGCUGAGAAACCUGAGGAACAUGAUCAGUCAGGGCAUCAGUGAGAGACAUCACCAGAAGAUCCUGGCCAGACUCACAUCCAAAUCAUCUGUAAUCCAGAGCAGACAGUUCCCAUUUCGCUUCCUGUCUGCAUAUAAGGUCAUCCUGGAGCUGGGUAGUACAGCUGUAACAGCAGUAGAAGAUGUCCCGACCUCUACUGCUAUCCUGAAAAAGAUUUUGAAGAAGCUGCCCAAAGGCAAGCGCUACAAGAGUCUGGAUUGGGAGACCGCCAAACGCAGGAGACUGAGGGUGGCCCUGGGAGUGCCUUUUGUUUACCGCAUCUUCAAGAUGAAGAAGCAACUUUACAAUACAGCAUGCAAACGUCAUUACACAGACGAGCUCUUGGCUCGCUACAGAGCGGCAAUAGAGAAGGCUGUGCAGAUCUCCUGCCGCUACAACAUCCCACCCCUCCCUGGCCGCACGCUGGUCCUCUGCGCCACCAAUAUUGAGGAGGUUAGACGCAACCAGAAGAAAUACGACUUCUGCCUUCCCCCUGACCCCGAAAAGAAGCAGGACGAGGAGGAGAGGACUGCGACCUCUGUCCAAGAACUGGCAGUGCUAAUGUCGCUGAUGAUUGUGAACUGCUGUGAGCAUGCCCAGUUUUUCCUCCACUAUUCUGAGCAAUGUUUCAAGGAGGUGACGCUCCAGUCGGACGUACUGUUGGAUAACGUCCGACCAGUCCUGAAGCAAGUAACGGAGUUAAACAACAUGGACUGGUCUGAGAGGGAGGCGUGUUCAUCGUUCAAUAUAUUCAAUGACAUGAUUGCAGACAGGACCCACGUUGACAAUAUCAUUACUCUUUCAUCAUCGUCUUAUAACUCUUGUUCAUCAGACAUUGGCUUGUACAAAAAGGAAGUCAACAAGAAUGUCCUAAUGGUGUCUGUCCUGUUGACCAGUGAUUCUGGGGAUGACUUGUCCUCAGAUCGGAACUCAUUGCAGGUUGUUGGCUUCAGUGAGCAAAUCCUUAAGUUUAUCUCGGAGAGGGGCUCCUCUAGGCUCCUGGACCAUGUGGAGCACAUGGACAAGCUGCAUGGUGUUCCUGCCCCACCCCAAACAAAGGGGGAGCAGGAACGAACAGUGGAUGUCCUCCCUCUGCCUGCAACACCUAAGCUCAGGUGGCGUGGGGUGCGUGUCUUCGUCUCCUCCACCUUCCGGGACAUGCACACUGAGCGGGACGUGCUGGUACGCAGCGUUUUCCCCGAGCUUCGCCGUCGCGCCGCCCCCCAUGGCCUGCACCUGCAGGAGGUAGAGCUGCGCUGGGGCGUCACCGAGGAGGAAGCGGCCCGCACCCUCCAGCACUGCCUGGGGGAGGUGUGCCGUAGCCAGCUGCUGCUGGGCCUCCUGGGGGAGCGAUAUGGCAUGGUGCCCCCUCGGCCCUCCCUACCAGACAGCCCUCAGUACCACUGGAUUAACUCCGCUCCGUCUGGCCUGUCAAUCACAGAGAUGGAAAUCCGUCAGUUUCAGGCAAUGUGGCCAGACUCGGCCACCAGCCGCAUGCUCCUUUACUUCAGAUCACCACACCUGUCCAAGUCUGUGCCUGUGGCGUGGAGAUCAGACUUUGUGGCUGAGUCUAAAGAGGCCGAAUCCAAGAUGGCUGACCUGAAGAGCAGGAUCCUUAGCAGUGGAGCUAAAGUUAUGGAAAAUUAUCCGUGUGAGUGGGGAGGUGUUGUGGAUGGAAGGCCAUAUGUGAAGGGUCUUGAAGACUUUGGGAAAGCUGCAGUGGAGGAUUUGUGGGACACAUUGCAGAAGCUGUUUAUAGAGGAAGUGGUUGAGACUGAUGUCAGUUCUGAGGUUAAGGAACAGGAAGUGUACCAGGCUGCCUUGCAGAGGCAGUUUUAUGGGCGUGGCAAGCUUGUUUCCAUGGCGAUGGAGAAAGUGAAAGAGACUCAGAAGAAAGGAGGAGUGGUGAUGGUGGAAGGAAAUCCUGGAGAGGGCAAGACUGUCUUCAUGGCUGGUUUAGCAAAUGCACUGCAGACUCUUAACAAGUCCCAGAGGUGUGAGGUCAUAUCAUACUCCACUGCUGCCAGCCAGUCAGCAUGCAGUGUGGAGAACCUGCUGAGAUAUCUCAUUUAUUGGUUGAGAAAGCAAAGAGAAGGAAAUGAAGAGGAGAAGCUCUCCUCCUCUUCAUCCUAUAAAGAAUUACUGGCAGAAUUUGACACUCUUCUGAGUGAUGUGAAGAGCAUCCAAUUACUCGCCUUGUUGGUUGAUGGGGCGGAUCUUGUGCAGGAUGCUCAAGGCCGAUUUGUUUCUGAUUGGAUACCUCAGAAUUUACCUCAGGGUGUGUCUCUGGUUCUGAGUGUUACCACUAACUCGGAUCUCCAGCAACCUCUGCUCAAAAAAAAGGGUUCCAUCUCUCUUCCCCUGGGACAACUGUCCCUGCCAGACCGGAAGGAGAUUGUUCAGAAGGAGCUCAGUGUCUAUGGAAAGAAACUCAGUGACUCUGCAUUCAACAAUCAGCUCCAGACCCUGCUAAUGAAGAAGGGUGCGGUCAGCCCGCUCUACCUGCACCACGCCUGUGAGGAGCUGAGGAGCUACGCCUCCUUCGAGAAGAUGAAGGACAGCCUGCAGAGCCUUCCUGCGACUCUGCCUCAGCUGAUUGAGCACAGUCUGGUCCGGCUGCUCUCCCAGUAUUCAGACUGGGCCCUGCGCUGGGCACUGGAGGUUCUGGCAGUCAGCACCAAAGGACUGAGGGAGAGGAACCUGUAUGCUGUAGUGAGCAUGUGCAAUGACCUCUCUCGCAAGGGGGGCCAGGUGACCUGGCAGGAAGCACUUCAACAGGCCAGACACUCACAGGACCGCAUUCCCAUGGCAACCUUCACUCAAAUGGCCCGGUGCUUGCAGAGUCUUCUUGAUCCCUCCAACACUCACAACCCGGACGACUUCCUGACGCUGUACAAUCCCGACGUGAUGUCUGCCUUUGAGGAGCUAUUCCUUUCAAAAGAGGAGGACCGAAGUAGAGCUCAUCUCCUGCUCUCAGCUCACCUGUGGGUGCAGGCAGACCCUCAGGGGAAGGACACCUUCCUGCACUGUGACUCCGAUGCCCUUGCCCACCUGCCCUAUCACCUGAGGAGCUGUGGCCAGUGGUCAGCCUUGUCUCACCUGCUGUCCAGCUACUACUUCCUGUGGGCCAACGUCAGGCUGGGGCUCCUGCAUGGCCUCUUGGAGACGUAUGCUUCGUUCGAUGGAGUCAUUACGAGUGACAUGAAGGAAUGUCAGAGAUUCCUGAAGCGGCAUGCGCCUCUGCUCUCCCAUUGGCCGGCUCUUUUCCUGCAGCAGGCUCUGAACGAAUCGGAUGGCUCUCCCGCCCAUCUCUGGGCCAGUGGUAUCGUGGGAAGACGCGGAGGACAUGGAAGGCGUGUGGUGGAGUGGCUCAACCGAGCAGAGCACACAGGGGGCAGGGAGACUGCUGAAGCUGUGGGAACCCUGGUGUCCACAUUCCAGUCAGAGCCCACCUGUGUGGUUGUGAGCCCAGGAGGGGAUGUCAUCGCCGUGGGAACAACACAGGGGACUCUGCACUUUUUUAGUGCACAGACUGGACAGGAGGUCAAGUCUCUGGUGAGCAACAGUGAUGGCAUCUCUGGCUGCGUCUUCCUGAAGGAGGGGCUUCUUGGAUCCACCUCCUAUGACGGACGGGUCGAGGUGUGGGAUGUGCAGAGCGGGUGCAGGGUCACCCAUAUGGAUGCCCAUACUAACAGAAUAACAGGAAGUGAUGUCAGUCAAGACAGGAAGCACCUGGCCACAGUCUCUUUAGAUUUUGGUAUUAAGGUGUGGUCCUCUCCGCAAGGCACGUUGGUGGCCAAACUGUGGAGUCCAAGCCCUCUGAACUGUGUGACCUUUGACCCGGAAGGGCACCGUGUGGCUGUUGGCUGCUGGGACGGAUCAGUGCGUGUGUGGAACUGGCUCAAGGAGACCAAUGCCAAGACUCUGUUGGGCCAUGAGCGGUCAGUGCGGAGCCUCUCCUUCUCCCCGUGUGGCUCUCAGCUGUGUUCUGGCUCUCUGUGCGGAGAGGUCCGGCUGUGGUCUGUGCCCGCCUCGACUUGCGUGGGCAGCUUCUGGGCCCACCGUGGCCCCACCCAGGCCCUCUCCUUCCUGCAGGAGGGCAGGCUGCUGCUCACCGCUGGAUCAGACACCACUGUCCAGUUGUGGUCAGGUGGUCUUGGUCGCUCAGUGGGAGUGUUAGGUGGAGAGAGGACGUUGUCCAAGCACUCCCAGACAUCCUCCAGACACAAAACAACAGCAACAACUGCUGCUGCUCUCUGUGUAGCUGUUGCCAAUGGUUACGCUGCCGUGGGGUACCAUGGUGAUGGUGUAAAAUUGUUCCAUUUGAAAACAGGAGAGACUGUGUGGGCCAGCGAGGGCCUCCUAAUGUCUGUCCCCUGCCUGCUGUGGCUGGAGGCCCAGGAGCCCGGGGUGCUGGUGGCGGGAGGUGGAGACCAUCGCCUGCGGGUGUGGAGGAGGAGGGGGCAGGGCGGCGCCAGAAUGGUGCUCCAGGGCUCCUUCAGGGCCCAGAAGGGCCCCAUCACUGCCCUGGCACAGAACACCACCUAUCUGGCCUCAGCCUCAGAUGACUUCACCAUUGCCUUGUGGACACUGCAGGACGUGACUGCUGAGCCCUGGGCUGAGCCCAGUGAGGUGUGCCUUCUGAGGGGUCACAGUGGCGGGGUCACCUGUCUGUCCUUCAGCUCGAGUGGCCAGGAGCUCCUCUCCGGGGGAAAAGACCAGGCUCUGCUGGUGUGGAAUCUUGGCUCCUCUCCUCCGUCUCUCUCCCAGUCUCUCCCACAUUGUCAUGGAGACUGGAUCACUGGCUGUGCCUGGACUUCUGACGGUGUGGUGAGCUGCUCCAGGGAUGGCCGGUUGCGGGUGUGGGACGUCCAGACGGGGAGCUGCACCACUGAGAUUCUGGCCUCCGCCCCCCUCACUUCGCUCUGCUGGGCUGCUGACUACUUCAUGGCUGGUUCUGCCGAUGGCCUCCUGUUUGUGUGGAAGAGGGAGACGAGGAUGAAGAUUACCCAGAUCCAGGCGCACGACUCCUGCAUACACCACUGUGCCACCCUCCCCAACACCGAUGUAAGCCAGAGGAGCAGAGAGGAGGAGCUGAUGGUUGCAACAGCAUCAGAUGACGGUAUGGUGAAGUUGUGGCAGCCGCUGCAGGUGCACCACCACAGCACGCUGCAUGGCCACUCUGGAGGGGUGGAGGCGGCCGUGAUCAAUCAGACAGGAGAACCAACGCUCUUCACCGUGGCCCAGGACCUCUCCCUCCGCACGUGGACUGUGGCCACAGCUCUGGAGGUCCCUGCCUGCCUGAAGGUCUGCGUUUCGGCCCUUUGCUUCCUUCAUCAGGGCCAGCUGCUGGUAGUAGGCUAUGAGUCAGGCAGAGUGGAGAUUUGGCAUCACAAGAAGGCCAUAUGUUGCGAUCAGGUGAGCGAUCGUGGGGUGACUGCUUUCUCCAGCAUGCCAGAGGACAAGCUCGCCGUCAGCUCCUGGGAUGGUUACGUGUACAUCUGUAAAAUCCACUGGGACCCCCAACAGGAAUCUGCGAGUAUGGAGAAGGCGUGCUCAUACAUAAUGAAGAGUCCUGUAAAGCAUCUUCACUAUUGCAACAUGCUCCUUGGAGUGUGUCACAGUGGACAAGUCUGCAAAAUCGAAGCACCAGUCGACGAUUGGGAGAAUCAAAUUAACAGCUGGAACUAUAACCACCGUAUUGUUGCUAUGCUCGGAAACGAUACCAAGAGCUGCUGGAUGGCUGGGGAGAAUUAUGGGAAGUUAAAGAUUGGGUUUAUUAUGUGCCUGAAUCCAAGCAGCUCCUUGAGCUCAAAUUUCUGCGAGACUGAGUUCAACCUUGAGGAAGAGGAGAGACAGGCCUGGAUCUCUGCCGUCACCAUGCAAGGAGAUUUUGUGGUCUAUGGAGAUGUCAAGGGUAACUUGUGGUUCAAGCAGUCACCUAACAUGGACUCCUGGGACAGUAGAUCUUCUCACAGUGACAGGAUCAGUGUGCUGAGGUUGACUGAAAAGACCCUCAUCUCUGCCUCCUAUGACUGCACCGUGAAACUGUGGGACAGACAGACCAAAAAACAGGUGGGCAUGUUUGUGUGUGAUGGUCCUGUCCAUGCCCUGGUGGUGGCCCCUCAAGAGCCGAGAGAGAUGGUGUGUGUGGACGGUCUGGGAAAACUUUACUUUCUGUCCUGGACAGAGUGAUUAUGAACAUCUCCUCUGUGUGCAAUAAACCGGCUGUAACCUAUUCUUAAUAUUGUUAGAAAAAUGAAAAUGGAAUGGAAAAUGUUGCCUGAGCUUGUUAAGUAUGUUAUUCUUAAUGACCUGAAUUACAUAAUUACCUCAAAGAGAUGAGCAAUGUAUCUAUGAUUUACAUAAAGUUUAAGUAAAGUUUUGCACAAGUGCCUUUUAUUUGAUCCAAAAUAAACUGAAAAUGUUUUCUGUUUACUGUCA